This is a messenger RNA of Sabethes cyaneus, 2571 nucleotides long. RefSeq lists its product as uncharacterized. Gene Ontology annotation, molecular function: serine-type endopeptidase activity. The record is from RefSeq and is a predicted model, not a curated record. Lineage: Eukaryota; Metazoa; Arthropoda; Insecta; Diptera; Culicidae. The coding region runs from base 1 to 2571 and encodes 856 amino acids. Gene Ontology annotation, biological process: proteolysis. The transcript is spliced from 14 exons.
AUGAAGGUAUUCGUGGUGUUCGCUCUGUGUGUGGCAGUCGUUUGUGCUGGUCCCGACGAAGAUGUGUGGCUGCGUUACAACCGACGUAUGCCCAGUGUGGGCCAUACGAUCCAGCCGAUCGAGAGACCUCCAAUGAAUGGCCGCAUCGUCGGAGGUGUUGAUGCUGACAUCGAGGACUUCCCGUACCAGCUGUCGCUGCGUCGCGGUGGAUCGCACAUCUGCGGUGCCUCGAUUAUUUCCGAUCGGUGGGCCCUGUCGGCCGCUCACUGCACGUAUCCUGUUCCGGUUUUGUCCACCAUUACCCUCCGUGGAGGUUCGAGCAAUCGUCUUGAAGGCGGUGUUUUGUUUGACGUUGAACGUAUUGAGAAUCAUCCGGCCUACGACGACCCGACUCUGGAAAACGAUGUUUGUCUUCUACGUAGCACAGUUGAAUUCGUGGGAGCCAAUAUUGCCGCUGUUGCUCUAGUUCCGGUCGAUACGUACUUUCCAGCAGGUACCCGUGCUGUAGCGUCUGGAUGGGGUCUUACCAGUGUUCCCGGAUCGCUGCCAACCAUUCUUCAAAAGGUUGAUAUUCCUAUAAUUGACCAAGAAACUUGUAGGGCUGGAUGGCCGGCUGGUUGGGUUACAGAUGAUAUGCUCUGCGCCAGCGAACCAGGUCGUGAUGCUUGCAAUGCCGAUAGUGGUGGUCCGCUGGUCACCGGUGGACUCCAAAUCGGUGCUGUUUCGUGGGGUGCCACCGACUGCAUGGGCAACGAACCCGGAGUCUAUGCUCGUAUUGCUUUUCCAGUGAUCCGCAACUGGAUCACCGACCUGAAGCAGCCUGUCGCCAAAAUUCAUUCGAAGCUGCGUAUGCCGGAAGAGGACAAGCUGGACAAAGCACGUCUCGAGGACUAUUGGAACACUAUCAAAAUAGCCAUCAACGGCGUAUCAGAGAACAUCCUCAGAGCUCGGACACGUGAAACAACUGGUAUGACGAUGGAUGAGAACAAUGCUGCAUGGGAGGUAAAGAUGCACAAUGCCUCUUGUGGGAACGUAGCAAACAACAAACAGAAGAAGAUGCAGCGAACCGAAACUUAUCGGGAGAAAAUGUACUGCCUGGAAGAGGGAGAACGAGACUUGAAGCUGCAACAGAACCGGAAGUGGUUCAUCUGGUUCCUGGAAAUUCGGUAUUCCGAGGAGAUGAAGGUAUUCGUAGUGUUCGCCUUGUGCCUGGCAGCGGUUUCCGCUGGUCCCGAUGAGGAUGUGUGGCUGCGUUACAACCGUCGUAUGCCCGGUGCAUACUACACGAUGAAGCCGAUCGAGCGAGCUCCAGUGAAUGGCCGUAUCGUGGGAGGUGUCGAUGCUGACAUCGAAGACUUCCCGUACCAGCUGUCGCUGCGUCGCGGUGGAUCGCACAGCUGCGGUGCCUCGGUUAUCUCCGAUCGGUGGGCUCUGUCGGCCGCUCACUGCACUGUUGCAGGAUGUUGGUUUAAUAACGUGAAUUCUUCUCAGGUCACCCUCCGUGGAGGUUCGAGCAAUCGUCUUGAAGGUGGUGUUUUGUUCGACGUUGAACAAAUUGAAAACCAUCCAGCUUACGAUGACUGGAAUCUGGAAAACGAUGUGUCCCUUCUGCGCAGUACCGCUGAUUUCGUAGGAGCCAAUAUUGCCGUUAUUACUUUGGCCCCUGCCGAUACCUAUUUCCCAGGAGGUACCCGUGCCGUUCUGUCUGGAUGGGGUCUAACCAGUGUCCCCGGAUCGCUGCCCACUAUCCUUCAGAAGGUUGAUAUUCCAGUCAUUGACCAGGAAACCUGCAGAGCUGGAUGGCCGGCCGGUUGGGUUACCGAUGAUAUGCUGUGUGCUAGCGAACCUGGCCGUGAUGCUUGCAACGGAGACAGCGGUGGUCCGCUGGUCACUGAUGGACUCCAAAUCGGUGCUGUUUCCUGGGGUGCCAGCAACUGCUUAGGAAACGAACCCGGAAUUUACUCUCGUAUCGCUUUCCCGCUGAUCCGCAACUGGGUCACCGAACCGAUCGAGCGACCUCCAGUGAAUGGCCGCAUCGCCGGAGGUAUCGACGCUAGAAUCGAGGACUUCCCGUACCAGCUUUCGUUGCGACAUAGUGGAUCGCACAGCUGCGGUGCCUCGGUUAGCUCGAAUGGGUGGGCUCUGUCGGCCGCUCACUAUCUUUUUGGGGGAUUAAGCAAUCGUCUUGAAGGUGGUGUUGUGCUCUAUGUAGAAUGUAUCGAGUAUCAUCCAGCAUACAAUGACUGGACUUUGGAAACCGAUGUCUCCCUUCUGCGCUGCCCAGAGCCAAUAUUGCCGCUUCUUAGUUUUGUUAAAACCGUUAAGCGGAUCUGUAAUCAUUUUUAUCUUUCCACUCAGAGUCGUCCCGGAUUGUUGCCAGCUAUUCUUCGGAAAGUAGAUAUUUCUGCCAUUGAUCAGGAAUCUGGUGGGGCUGGAUGGUUGGCCACCACAAUUACGGAUGAAGAUGCUUCCAAUGGCGACAGCGGCCGCCCGUUGGUCACCAGUGGUGGCCAAAUCGGGGCAGUUUCGUGGGGUGAUGGCAACUGCCUAGGUAAUGAACCUGAGAUUUAG